Molecule: messenger RNA, 1157 nt
Organism: Neltuma alba
Lineage: Eukaryota; Viridiplantae; Streptophyta; Magnoliopsida; Fabales; Fabaceae
Product: E3 ubiquitin-protein ligase RNF185-like
Exons: 2
Coding region: 138-818 (226 amino acids)
Biological process (GO): ubiquitin-dependent protein catabolic process
Cellular component (GO): endoplasmic reticulum
Molecular function (GO): ubiquitin protein ligase activity
Source: RefSeq, a predicted model, not a curated record
CUUGUAAUUUUCAAUCCCCAUUUUGUUUGGUGUGGAGUUCGAUGGUCGUUAUGUGCUUGUCACCGCUUGGGGAUCCCUCUUUUUCUUCAUUCUUCGGUGCUUAUUAACGCUUCCUAUUACCUAACCUGGGGUGAGCCAUGGCAAAUGGGAUUGGGGAAUCGAUGAGCACGUCUUCUCAAAGCCCGUCUUGCUCAGGGAAUGGUUCGAAUGAUGCUGGUGAUUUUGAAUGCAAUAUAUGUUUCGAUUUAGCCCAAGACCCAGUUAUCACUCUGUGUGGUCAUCUAUUCUGUUGGCCAUGUCUCUACCAAUGGCUUCACCAUCACUCGCAUUCUCAAGAAUGUCCGGUUUGUAAGGCUCUUGUCCAGGAGGAAAAACUGGUUCCAUUGUAUGGAAGGGGUAAAACACAGACUGAUCCUAGAACAAAGUCGUACCCUGGAAUGGAGAUUCCCCGCCGCCCUGCUGGCCAGAGGCCUGAAGCGCCUCCUACACCAGAAGCCAAUCCGUUUGGAAGUUAUGGGUUUGGAUUGAUGGGAGGAUUUAUACCAACGGCAACAGCAAGGAUGGGAAAUUUCACCCUUUCUACGGCCUUUGGUGGCUUUAUACCGUCGCUUCUUAAUAUUCAAUUCCAUGGUUUUCAAGAUGCCACUGUCUAUGGGACGACCUCUGGGUAUCCGUUUGGAUUUAAUGCCUUUCAUGGAGGACCCGCACGUGAUUUCGCCCACCCAACUGGUCAGGGGAAUCGUCAUGAGGACAAUGUUUUGAAGAAUCUCUUUUUGUUGGUUGGUGUAUUGGUCCUUCUUGCUUUCAUUUUUGGGUAGUAAAACCAUCUUGCGUUUGAGCACAGGAAUUGUUGAGGUUCAUUAUCAUUUCUGUAAAUACCUAAGAAGUCAUUUUCGUUAUUCAGAUUUUUGCCAGUUUAAUUUUUUACAAUGUAUUCGCGGCAGCUGCACUGCUCUUUUGUGCUUCUUGUAAUUGUUAUCUCAUGGUUUGCUGGCUUUCUUACUCUGUGCCUCAUGUUUCUUUGUUUAGCUAGCUAGUGUACAUUAGUGGUCUGUCGAGUAAGAAGUUGAUGACAGCAGAAAAGAAUCAGCAUAUUUUGUCUGUGUUAUUUGGGGUUCUGACUUUUUAAGUCAAUAAAUCAGAGGGUUCUAAGGUCA